AUGUCAGACAAGACUCCAAACCAAGAGACAUUCACCGCUGGAGCAGGCGAGAAAAAUGCGACCUCGUCGACCGACGCCUUCGCCGCUGAGGAAAGCCAGUCGAUACCAAUUAUAGAGCAGCCAUUCUCGUUGUUUUCACUUCUCGGCAUUGCCUACAGCAUCACCAACACCGCUAUUUCGCUCAUCAUCGGCCUAGCCAGCGGCGCCUAUUCGGGCGGCGCUCCUCUCUACGUAUGGGGAACACUGUUGAUGGGCUUUGUGGGAUUUUGUGUUGCCAUAAGUCUCGGAGAACUCGCAUCCGCCAUGCCACACUCUGGUGGCCAGUACUUCUGGGUCGCCCAGCUUGCGCCGCCCAGGAUUCGACGUCCUCUGUCGUAUUUGACGGGCAUACUUUCGUGGGGUGGUGCUGUCUUCACGGGAGCCUCAGGCAGCCUCACGAUCCCACUGAUGAUUUUGGGCAUGACCAGCCUCAAGAAUCCAGACUUUGAGUACAAGACGUGGAUGGGUUUCGUCGGCUACCAAAUCACCACGUGGGGGAUAUUCUGCCUCAACUUGUUUGAACGCCUGCUGCCGUACCUCGGGAAGGUCUGCCUCGUUCUUCCGGUCACGACGUUCAUCAUCAUGUUCAUCUCCAUCCUCGCCGUAUCCAGGAAGCAGUCCGCGGCGUUUGUGUUUACGGAAAUCAGGAACGAAUCCGGCUGGAACGACGGGAUCGCUUGGAUGAUCGGCAUCAGUGCCAUUCACUGGUGCUUUUCCUGUCUGGACUCGUGCACGCACAUGGCCGACGAGAUCCCCAAUCCAGCGAAGAACAUUCCAAAGGUGCUCCUUUGGACCGUCGGCCUUGGCCUGUUGACGGGCUUCCCGUUCGCAAUCGCCAUCUGGUACGCGGUCAACGACGUGGACGGUCUGGUAGCCACAUUUGUUCCCCCGAGUCUCCAGGUCUUCUACCAGGCCCUGAACGGCAACACCAACGGUGCUCUUGGCAUUGAGUCUUUACUGGUCUGUUGCAACGUUGUGGGUGUUGCUGGCAUCCAUACCUGGCAAUCCCGCCUGGCCUGGGCCUUCAGCCGUGACCACGGUUUCCCCUUUUCACGCCAUCUCGGAAGUGUCGCGAAACCUCCGUUCAGAACUCCGCUGUGGGCCCAUCUAUGGUCUUGCAUCUGGACGUCGAUCCUCGGCUGCCUUUACAUGGGAUCUCCUCUGGCGUUUAAUUCGUUCGUCAGCGGUGGAAUCGUCCUACAAAAUAUCACCUACUCCACCUCAGUCAUCUUACUCCUGUAUCACGGUCGGUCGAAAUUCGCACACGGAUCUUUCUGGUUCCCACGCCUCGGGCUCUUUUCCAACGUUGUCGUGGUAGCAUGGUCGACCGUUUCAACGGUGUUUUACUGCUUCCCUUAUUAUCUGCCGGUCACGGCCUCGGGAAUGAACUACCUGUCGCCUGUCUUGGUUGUGAUGUUCUUGUACGCCGGGGCCUAUUGGGUUUUGUACGGAAAGAGGUACUAUCGGCUGCCACCUAUGAUGGCACACUCUUUGAACAACUCGUGA
Molecule: messenger RNA, 1545 nt
Organism: Exophiala spinifera
Lineage: Eukaryota; Fungi; Ascomycota; Eurotiomycetes; Chaetothyriales; Herpotrichiellaceae
Exons: 1
Coding region: 1-1545 (514 amino acids)
Biological process (GO): transmembrane transport
Cellular component (GO): membrane
Molecular function (GO): transmembrane transporter activity
Source: RefSeq, a predicted model, not a curated record